AUGUUCGGCGUAAUUGCAGAUUUACUAUCCUCCGUCCUCACCAUCCUAUUCCCAAUCUUCGCAUCCUACAAAGCCCUCCGCGCCUCCGAUCCCACCCAAUUAGCGCCAUGGCUUAUGUACUGGGUUGUAAUGUCGCUAAUCCUGCUGGCUGAAUCAUGGACUUACUUUAUUGUAGGAUGGUUCCCAUUCUACAGUUGGAUCCGCCUCUUCGCCCUCUCUUACCUCGUCCUCCCACAAACCCAAGGCGCCAAACUGCUGUACCAACGAUACGUCGACCCUUUCCUCUUCCACCACGAGCGUGAGAUCGAGCAAUUCAUCAGCCAAGCGCACCGCAGCGCAAAAGCCGUGGGUCUCGAAUACUUCUACAAAGCUGUCGACCUGGUGCGCGACAAGGUCCUGGGCCUCCCUCCAAUUGCACCCGUGGCUCCUCCGACACCCCCGCAAUCAGCCGGAGCAGGCGCGUUCGCACAAUCACUUCUAUCCCGCUUUUCGAUCCCCGCUGCAUCCUCACUGGCCAAUCCAGCUUCGGAUCUCUUCUCCUUGCUCGCGGCUGCGAUGGCGCCAGGACCUGCAUCGGGAAGUAGAGAAGUGCAAGCUGAAGAACUGAGCGCAAGCGGUAAGCUGAUGCCGGAUAACAUUGCCUCUGCCUCGAAAGCAGAGCAAGCGGAGUAUAUUUUGAGACAGAAGGAGAGGCUUGGAAUGCUCAUGUCGGCGUUUGACCGUGAGCAGCGGAAUCUGCGCAUGGAUGCGCCCGGUAACGAUGACUUGGCGUAUGGGACCGCAUUCGAUGAAUAUGAGGAGGGAGGGCUGAGGAAGAAUCGGAGUGAUGUUUCCUUUGAGAAUAUUGACCGUGAUGAAUUAUUCUUCGCGGGUGACAAUCGGGAGGAUCAUCAUUCUCACGGCCAACAUCAAAGGCGUGGUGGAAGGACGAGUGGUGGAGGGGAUGUGAGGGAUUUUUCGCAGAGCUCGGUGGGGGAGAUUGCCACGGCGUCGGGCGUCUAUCGUUAA
This is a messenger RNA of Paracoccidioides brasiliensis Pb18, 1008 nucleotides long. RefSeq lists its product as uncharacterized. Bases 1 to 1008 code for a protein of 335 amino acids. The transcript has 3 exons. The record is from RefSeq and is a predicted model, not a curated record.